Dipodomys ordii (Ord's kangaroo rat) is the source of this 5913-nucleotide messenger RNA. RefSeq names its product tet methylcytosine dioxygenase 1 (gene Tet1). NCBI's taxonomy places the organism in Eukaryota, Metazoa, Chordata, Mammalia, Rodentia, Heteromyidae. Gene Ontology annotation, molecular function: DNA binding; zinc ion binding; DNA 5-methylcytosine dioxygenase activity. The transcript has 11 exons. The record is from RefSeq and is a predicted model, not a curated record. Bases 1 to 5823 code for a protein of 1940 amino acids. Gene Ontology annotation, biological process: positive regulation of transcription by RNA polymerase II; oxidative demethylation. Gene Ontology annotation, cellular component: nucleus.
AUGUCUCGAUCCCGCCAUGCAAGGCCUUCCAGAUUAGUCAGGAAGGAAGAUCUAAACAAGAAGAAAAACAACCAAGGGAAGAAGACAUCCAAGCCAGCAAACAAGAAUGUAGCCUCAGUGAAGACUGUGACCCCCGGAAAAUUAAAGCAAUUAAUUCAAGAUCGAGAUGUUAAGAAAAAGACAGAACUCAAACCACUUGUGCCAGUCAGAAGCCUUCUGACCAGAUCUGGGGCAGCUCGCAUGAAUUCUGAGAGGACCGAGGUUCUUUUUCAGAACCCAGAGUCCUUAACUUGCAAUGGGUUUACAAUGGCUCUCCGAAGUACCUCUCUUAGCAGGCGACUCUCCCAACCCCCGGUGGUUAUUAGCAAACCUAAGAAAGUCCCACCUUCAAAGACUUCAGAAAAGCAGCGUGAGUGUGACUAUAAGGUACUCAAUGACAUGGAAGUAAUGCACUCAGAAAAUGAUCCAGUCCCAAACCAAGAUCCCCUAAUGGUCUCUGCUGUAGAUAAUCUAAUUGGUAUCCAAAAUGAAUGUCUAAUUAAAGGCAAGAGCCAAGAAAGCCAAGAAGCAACCCAGUCUUGGUCUCAAAGAAUAGAAGAUUCCCAAAUCAAUCUUCCCAUGAAUAGUAGGCCUGCAGCAGAGAUCCUUUCUGAAUCUUUGGAAGGAAAUCAUGAUGGUGACAGACUCUUCUCCGAACAGACACCAAGUGAUGUCAGCCAUCACCCUGGAACAUUUGCUCAGGAGACUGUGUGUGCUCCUUCGCCCCAAAGAACGACUCCUGAACCGACCCAUCAGAGAACCCCUAAUAUUCAGGUAGAAGACUUGGGUACACGAGUAGAAUCUCUUAAGCUGUCUGAUUCUUAUCUGGAUCCCACGAAAAGUGCAUCUGUUCACCCCCUCAUCUCCAAUUUUAAUAGGAUUACACCUGGAAUGGACCUUAGAAACUGCUUAUCUUUUGAUGGGUCUAUGUAUCCCGCUGCUCUAAUAAAAUUCCUCUUGGCAGGCUCAGAGCCAGAAACCACUGGUGCUAAACCAGAUCCUCAAGAGGUCUUCAAAGCUACCCCAGAUCAACAGGAAGUUCCAGAUUCCACCCCUGUCCUAGGACAGACCUGUAGUUCUCUGCCACAAUGGGUAUUUCCUGGUGCUAACCAAGUACAUGGUGAGGCCCUGGGUUUGGUUCCAGGCCCACCAGAGAUUCCUGGUGCUAUUUCAGUCCAAGGAGAGAUCUUUGGUACUAUGCUAAACCAACAAGAGCCUCUUGAUAUGAGUAUGAGUGCUGCCCCAGCCCUGCCUACCUUCCUUCCUAUUCCUAUAAACACCAUUGCUACCUACAAUGCUCCCUCAAACUGGUCCGAGUCCCAGGGCACUGUCUUAUAUGGACUUGAUGUCCAGGGUGCUAUGCCGAUUUUGUCUUUGGACUCGGGACAUACUCCUCAAUCAUCAUCAAUCUCAGAGCCAAGUUCUAUACCUCCAGUCAUAGCUGCAAGCAAUGUAGAAAAUGAGAAGCAGGUUUCUGUAAGCCUUCUUCCAGCUAACACUCAGGGGUUCACCUUCACCCCUGAAAGUGGAUUUUACCAUUCACCCGUGGAUAUUAGUCAAUUCUCUCAGACUGGUCUGAGCAUAUUGGAAAAAAGUACUUCUCAGGCCAACGUGAAUAGCUUAGGUGAUGUCCACACCACAGGCAUGUCUAUGCCAACAUCCCUUGUCAAUACCUCAUCUUCUUCCUGUACAACGUUGCCACCAAUGUCGGAGAAGAAGAAACGAAAGCCAUGUGGAGUCUGUGGGCCCUGCCAGCAGAAGACCAACUGUGGGGAAUGUACUUACUGCAUGAACAGAAAGAACAGCCAUCAGAUCUGUAAGAAGAGGAAAUGUGAGGUGCUGAAGAAGAAACCAUCCGCCCACAUACCUUUGGAGGUUAUAAAAGAAAACAAGAGGUCCCAGAGGGAAAAGAAGCCCAAAGUUUUAAAGGCAGAGCUUGACAAGAAAUUAGUAAAUGGCCCCGAGUCAGAAUCCAUGGAAAACAGCAAAUGUGGUCAUGGGGAAGAACAAAGAUUGGAUUUGAAUGCAGCUCCCCCUGAAAAUGUAACUAAAAAUGAAGGAAGCAUGACAGGUAUUGAGGUGGAGAAAUGGACAGAAAACAAGAAGGCACAUUUAACUGAGCAGGUCAAAGGAGACUUUAGUUCCCCUAUAACAGAAGCUGAAAACUCAAGAAACUCUAAAGAUGACCAGAAAACAACUGAAUCUUCCAAAUUAUUUGCACACACCCUUAGAAAUGGCAUUGAAAAUGUACACUAUAUCCCAGCUGAGACAAAUGCAUCAUUUAACAAAUUCAACUUUGGAGAAUUGGACAAAGCAUUGGAAAACCAUUCCUUCAAAUUCCUGACAGACACUGCCAACCAUAACCAUGCCAUAAGCCCUAUUGCUUCUGGUGCAAGCGACGAUCAUCUCAAGGAUAGUCAAGUGCUAAACUUACAGAAACCUGGCUUUAACAACAAAUCUGAGGAUUCUGCAAACUUAAAUAUUCAUACUACUUCAGUGAGAGAAGUUGAACAAUCGCAGACACCCGAGAUUAAACCACAUAAAGAACCAAAAGAUGGAUCUCCAGUUCAACCAAGUCUUCUCUCCCUAAUAAAAGAUAGGAGAUUAACUUUGGAGCAAGUGGUAGCCAUAGAGGCUCUCACUCAACUCUCAGAAGCCCCAUCUGAGAGUUCCUCACCAUCAAAGUCUGAAAAGGAUGAAAGAACAGCUCAGAGAACAGCUAGCUUGCUGAAUAGUUGUAAAAUUAUCUUAAGUUCUGUAAGAAAAGACCACCCAGUCCCCAUUACUCAAGGAGGGACACAAAGAACUCAUCACAGUCCAUCUUUGGAAAAGCAGAGUUCAUGCAACACAGUAUAUAAUGGCCACAGUACCCUAUACAAGUCACAUAUCAAUUCAGCUACUUAUGAAGUAUUCAGAAAGCCACAGGAGCAUUCCAAAAUCAAAAAUGUUGUAUCUUUUUUAACACCCAAAUCAAAUUCAUCCCAAACUGAUACCAAUAAAAAUGUUGGAGGUGGAGAUACCCUUGAAGAUGGUUCUAAGGCUUUGCCUCAGUUGCCACAAAUUAAUAAAUGGGGACAUUACAACUUGUUAUUGAACAGUAGCAAAAAUUUGAAUUCACAUAACCCAUCAUGUCAGAAUGUAUCCCAUAGUCAAAUUGAGGAAGAUGUGGCAACACAAUUAACACAACUGGCCUCGAUCAUUAAAUGCAAUUAUGUAAAUCCAGAGGACAAGAAUGUUGAAACCGCACCAACAAACAUUGUUACAAAUAAAGUACAGGAGAAAGAGCUGAAAGAAGAGAAACCAAUUUUAAGUGUACAAAAUCAUCAUGGUUUAUCAUCUGUAAAGCCAAAGAGCACAACUCAGAAGAAAGCAAAGUCUACUCAGUCAAGAGAUCGAAAGAAAAAGUCUACAGUCCUCAACGCUCAAGAAAAUGGCCAAAAGAAUCAGGAACAGUUAGCAAAUGAAUAUAAUAAGUUGCAUGACAUUUGGAUGGCAUCCAAAUUUCAAAGAUUUGGACAGUUUGGUCCACAUGAUUUUCCUCUUUUGGGAAAUACUCUUGCCAAAGAAUGGAAACCACUGAUUCAAACUGGUUCAGCCGGAAAACGUAAAUUAUUUCUCCCACUUUCUCAGAUUAAAUUCAAGCGAUAUUGUCAAUUAAGCCAGGAAGAAAUGAAGAUUGAACCAUUGGACUCAUUCCCAAAUCAUCUCCAAACAGAGUCCAAGGGGCAAGCAUUUACAGACAAAGUUGGUAAUUCUCAGGUACAGUCAAUGGUGAAUGUCAAUCAGAAAAUUCUUCCUUGGCCUCCAUCCUCCUUGUCUAUCCAAUGUGAGAAUGUGAUGGAGAAUGAUAAGGAAACACAGUUCCAACAUGGUGGAACUCCAGAGGAGUGUCUGCCCACAUUGCCUAGUGAGAUCCUUUUAGCUGACCCAGAACCAGUUCUCAGGAAUGUGAAUGUAGUAAGUUCAGGUGUAGUUAAUAGUAAGAGCAAAGAGGAGGUCCAUUCAUCUAGUGUUGGAGCUACAGAAUCUGCCAUGGUCUCCAUGAGUAAACGGAAAAGAAAUACGGGGCCUCCGGUCAAAGAUGAAGGGCCAGAUUGCAACUGUCAAGGUAAGUUCUUGUGGAAACAAAAGGACAAAGGGCCAUAUUACACACAUUUGGGGGCAGGACCUGAUGUUGCUGCUAUCAGGACACUCAUGGAGACUAGGUACGGCCAACAAGGAAAGGCAAUAAGGCUAGAAAAAGUAGUAUACACAGGCAAAGAAGGAAAGAGUUCUCAGGGGUGUCCAGUUGCUAAGUGGGUUAUAAGAAGAAGCAGUAAUGAAGAAAAAGUUCUUUGUUUGGUCCGGGAGCGCCCAGGCCACUAUUGUCAAACAGCAGUGACAGUGGUGGUCAUCAUGCUAUGGGAAGGCGUUCCUUGGCUGCUAGCUGACAGAUUGUACGCGGAGAUAACUCACAGUCUAAGGUCGUACAAUGGUCAUCCGACAGACCGAAGAUGUACCCUCAACGAAAAUCGUACCUGUACAUGCCAAGGACUUAACCCAAAAACCUGCGGAGCCUCAUUCUCUUUUGGCUGUUCAUGGAGCAUGUAUUUAAAUGGCUGCAAAUUUGGUAGAAGCUGUGGACCCCAAAAAUUUAAAAUCGGUCGCAACUCUCUCUCACAUGAGAAAAUACUUGAAGAUAAUUUACAGGGUCUGGCUACAUUUUUAGCUCCAGUUUAUGAACAGUUUGCUCCGGAGGCUUACCAAAAUCAGGUGGCAUAUGAAGAUGUUGCUGGAGAGUGUCGUCUUGGUACCAAGAAAGGUCGUCCUUUUUCUGGGGUCACUUGCUGUCUGGACUUCUGUGCCCAUUCUCACAGGGACAUUCACAACAUGCUUAAUGGAAGCACUGUGGUCUGUACAUUACUGGGAGAGAAAAACCGCGAGCCAGAGGGCAUUCCUGAGGAUGAGCAGUUCCAUGUCCUCCCCCUGUACAAACUGGCAGACACUGAUGAAUUUGGUUCCCAGGAGGGGAUAGAAGCCAAGAUCAAGUCUGGGGCCAUUCAUGUCCUAAAGCCCUCCCUCACUAAAAGAACCCGUUUCGUUAAUCCUGUGCCUCGUUGUGGAAAAACGAGGUCAAGGGCCUCCGCAGAGAUCCUGGACGAGGUGGAGGAGGAGAAACCCCUGAAGAAAAAAGCAAGAGAAAUCCACAGUCCAGCUGAGCAGCUAACUUCUAGUCAACCCAACCAGCUGCUGCCAUUAGUCACUUCCCGUCCUGUAGUAGAAGAUGAGCUGCAUUCUGAACCAGAUGAGUCUCUCCUAUCUGAAGACCUGUCAGCUGAUGAAGAGAACCUGCCCGACAUCGAGGAAUAUUGGUCAGACAAUGAGCCCAUCUUCUUGGAUCCCAAUAUUGGGGGUGUGGCAAUAGCACCCACACAUGGCUCCAUUUUGAUUGAGUGUGCAAGGCGAGAGCUUCAUGCCACCACUGCUUUGAUCCACCCCAACCGACUUUUACCUUGUCGCCUCUCCCUUGUAUAUUACCAGCACAAAAAUCUGAAUUUGCCCUUACAUGGUUAUGAACACAACAAGAUUAAGUUUGAGGCUAAAGAAGCUAAGAAUAAGAGAAUGAAGAUUUCUCAUCCAAGUGACCUGGCAGCUAACUGUAUUGAACAGUCCCCUGAAAGUGAAGUAAAUGAAUUGAGCCUAAUUCCUUCUCAUAAAACAAUAACAUUGACCCAUGACAACGUUGUCACUGUUUCCCCUUACGCUCUCACACAGGUGGCUGGGCCCUAUAACCGUUGGGUCUGAAGGUAUCUCCAACCCCCUUUUAAAUAAUGCCUUUGGUAGUGCAGUGUAUUUUUUCAAGGUGCUGUUUAAAGAAAGUUAUGUUGUGGUUUA